Molecule: messenger RNA, 1389 nt
Organism: Bactrocera neohumeralis
Lineage: Eukaryota; Metazoa; Arthropoda; Insecta; Diptera; Tephritidae
Gene: Apt1
Product: acyl-protein thioesterase 1
Exons: 6
Coding region: 44-769 (241 amino acids)
Biological process (GO): protein depalmitoylation
Cellular component (GO): cytoplasm
Molecular function (GO): carboxylic ester hydrolase activity; palmitoyl-(protein) hydrolase activity
Source: RefSeq, a predicted model, not a curated record
AACUGUUAGUUGGCUAUUAUUGUGGUUAAACGAAAGCAACAGCAUGUCGAUUGCGCCAGUGAUAAUUGAGGCAACCGCCAAACAUACGUCAACCCUCAUCUUCAUGCACGGCUUAGGUGACACUGGCCAUGGAUGGAGUUCAGCGUUGGCGACAAUACGUCCGCCCAGCAUGAAAGUAAUCUGUCCAACAGCACCCACAAUGCCGGUGUCACUGAAUGCCGGCUUUCGUAUGCCUUCUUGGUUUGAUUUACGUACGCUCGAUAUAUCGGGUCCCGAAGAUGAGGAGGGCAUCAAAAGUGCUGCUCAAAAUAUAAAAAGUAUGAUUGAUGACGAAGUCACCAAAGGUAUAGCAUCGAAUCGUAUUGUGCUGGGUGGUUUCUCACAGGGUGGUGCAUUAGCAUUGUAUACAGCGCUAACAUACAAUCAACCGCUGGCUGGUGUUGUAGCGCUAUCCUGUUGGUUACCAUUGCACAAGCAAUUUCCAGGCAUAAAAACCAACUCCGACGAAAUACCAGUUUUUCAGGCACAUGGUGACUUCGAUCCUGUUGUACCAUACAAGUUUGGUCAAUUAAGCGCUAGUUUAUUAAAGACAUUUAUGAAGAAAGUUACAUUUAAGACAUACAAUGGGCUAUCACAUUCCUCAUCGGAUGACGAAAUGGAUGAUGUGCGGGAUGUACUGGCCUCUUGGAGUGGUGACAGUAGAAAAAGUGAUACUUCAACGGUGGAUGUUAGCGGAAAUGCCACAGCUCAAUGCUGUCUAAUAUCAUAGUAGCAAAUCUGUGAUUUUCUUUGAAGAUUUAUGUGAUGAUAAUGUUGAUGAUGAGUAUGAGGCACAAACAAAACACAUUUUUAUUAAUGCAACAAAACUGCAACUCGUAAACUCAUAAACAUGAAACUAAUAACUAAAAACGUGAAAACUUUAAUUUAAGGUAUACAACAAAGCAGCAACUCAAACAACUCAAAAAUACAUUUUUUCGCAAAUAGUUUAUUCAAAGCAAUGAAUGAAUUAAUAAUUUUCCAAACGAAUUCGGCGUGUAUUUUUACAGGCACGCUUUAAAGAAAACUUAAAAAACAAAAACAUUUACUAAUUUUUGCACGUUUUUACAUUUGGCGCAAUACAUUUUAUUUAAUUGUUUUUUAGAAGUAGUCAAAUGUAGACGGUAAUUUCUGCUGUUACUAGUUGUUAAACUGAAACUUAUACCUUUAACGUAUAACGUAGCGUGACUGAACUAUAUUAUUACAAUAUAUAUUAUAUAAUUACUAUUAGAAGUAGCUAAAUGUGAAGCGAAAAAGAGGUUAGAAAAAAAAAACACUAUGAAAACUAAGAAUAAUGAAAUUGAAGUAAAUAAUUAAUAAAAUACAGAAAUGCAAUAUAUAAAAUACCACAAA